Messenger RNA from Scleropages formosus (Asian bonytongue), 8539 nucleotides. It is a transcript of the gene igf1ra, whose product is annotated as insulin-like growth factor 1a receptor. Gene Ontology annotation, biological process: protein autophosphorylation; positive regulation of MAPK cascade; regulation of JNK cascade. The transcript is spliced from 21 exons. Gene Ontology annotation, molecular function: ATP binding; insulin receptor substrate binding; phosphatidylinositol 3-kinase binding. The coding region runs from base 934 to 5100 and encodes 1388 amino acids. Gene Ontology annotation, cellular component: plasma membrane; axon; insulin receptor complex. The record is from RefSeq and is a predicted model, not a curated record. NCBI's taxonomy places the organism in Eukaryota, Metazoa, Chordata, Actinopteri, Osteoglossiformes, Osteoglossidae.
CUGAUAGCGAGAGCGUGUGUGUGUGUCUAUGAGAGAAGCACAGUCUUGUUUACGGCUCUGACUCCGCGCUGCAGACACCGACGAGGGGAAAGCUGCUUAUUGAGUCGCUUUUGACCGCCGUGGCUGAGUCCGCGAACGGAAUAUUUCGUUUUCUUAGCACUAACGGUUAACGCGGCGCUCGCUCUGCACGCAGGACCCAGCGCGACCCGCGGAGACGGGUUCGGUGCUGCGGAGACUGAGGCGCCGAAAACGGGGUGCGAUCCGUGGAAACAUUUGUGUCCUAGCGGAGCUGGGCGGACAGAGCUCGGUAUAGAGCCUCCGUGAACAGAGGAGUCACACUUUCAUUCAUUUAUUUAUUGAAACCGACCUCGGACGGUCAGGCUCGCCAGUAGGCUCCGUCCGUGCACGUUCAGCGCGGCGUCGCGGACUCGCUAGUCGCUUCUCCCGCAUUGUUUUGCUCGGCGGCGGCGGCAGUGGCAGUGCUAACGUGGGCUAGCCGCGCGCGCGCUGCCCCCCCUUUUCAAAUUCGCUCGCGAGAUGGAGGUUGAGGACGCGGAGCGCCGAAGGCUGAGCGAGACCCUCCGCGUCCCAGCGGCCGCCCCCGCCGCCACGCCGCGCCGCGGCCACAAAUAACACUGUUUGCGCAUCGAGUUUUACACACACACGCACAAAAUUGGAAAUUACAUUUAGGUACGGACACAGUCGCACCGACGGACUGAGGGCGCCAGAGCUGCGAGCGUUGGCAAGUCAAGUGUGGAUUUGCUGGAAGCGCCGGCGAUCGAUCGAUUGAUCGAUCGAUCCCCCCCCAGACGAAGACCGACUGCCCCGGGAGGAGAGUGCGGAGUGUCCGGCCCCGACCGCCGCCAACAGCCCUUUCCUUCCUGCGGGGACGACACGCCACAGCCCAGUGCGGUCAUUCUCCGUGAUAUAGGAAUGAGGAGCCGCGUGACCUUGUUUCUGGGUCUGCUGGCCGCGUCCGCGAUCCGCCUUCGGCCCGCCUGCGCUGAGAUUUGUGGUCCAAGCAUCGACAUCAGAAAUGACAUCAGCGAAUUCAAGCGACUGGAAAACUGCACAGUGGUGGAGGGCUACCUGCAGAUCUUGCUCAUCGGUGACAAGACCAGCAAUGUCAGUCAAGAGGUCUUCCGUACUCUCAGCUUCCCCAAGCUGACCAUGGUCACCGACUACCUACUUUUGUUCCGCGUAUCAGGCCUUGACAGCCUCAGCACGCUCUUCCCCAACCUCACAGUCAUCCGUGGCCGCAACCUCUUCUACAACUACGCCCUUGUUAUCUUUGAGAUGACUAGCUUGAAGGACAUCGGCCUGUACAGUCUGCGCAACAUUACUCGGGGUGCCAUCCGUAUUGAGAAGAACCCAGAGAUGUGCUACCUGGAUUCCAUCGACUGGUCACUUAUCAUGGAUGCAGAGUUCAACAACUUCAUCGCUGGGAAUAAGCAGUCAAAGGAGUGUGGUGAUGUCUGCCCUGGUCUCAUGGAGGAUGACCCUCAGUGCAUCAAAACCAAUUUCAAUGAAAACUACAACCACCGUUGCUGGACCUCCAACCACUGUCAGAAAGUGUGCCCGGAGAAGUGCGAGCGGCGGGCGUGCACAGACGCAGGCGAAUGCUGCCACCCUGAGUGCCUGGGCAGCUGCACGGCACCUGACAGUGACACGACCUGCGCGGCCUGCCUGCGCUACCACCACGAAGGCCGCUGUGUGCCCGACUGCCCCCCGGGCACCUACAAGUUCGAAGGCUGGCGCUGCAUCACCAUGGACCUGUGUGCCCGUGUGCACCUUCCCAAUGACUUUGAUGCCUUCGUCAUCCAUGAUGGAGAAUGUGUGCCUGAGUGCCCUACGGGCUUCACUCGCAAUGAGAGCCAGAGCAUGUUCUGCAGUGCCUGCCAUGGACCCUGUGACAAGAUUUGCGAGGAGAAAGUGAUCGACUCUGUGGACGCUGCGCAGUCGCUCAAGGGCUGCACAGUCAUCAAGGGCAACCUGCACAUAAACAUUCGCAGAGGCAAUAACAUAGCAUCAGAGCUGGAGAGCUUCAUGGGACUGAUCCAGAUGGUGACGGGGUACGUGCGGAUCCGGCAUUCACAUACACUUGGCUCGCUGUCCUUCCUGAAGAGCCUGCGCUACAUCAACGGGGAGGAGCUCAGUGAAGGAAUGUACUCCUUUUCUGCACUGGAUAAUCAGAACCUUCAGUACUUAUGGGAUUGGAGCCAGCACAAUCUGACUAUCAAGGCAGGAAAACUCUUCUUCCGCUUCAACCCAAAGUUGUGCAUGUCGGAAAUCCGCAAGAUGUGGGAGAAGACUGGAAUCCAGGAGAAGUUUGAAGAGGGUGACUUCCGCAACAAUGGUGACAGAGCCAGCUGUGAGAGUCACAUCCUGAAGUUCAUGUCCAACAGCACCACAAGCACCCGCAUCAAGCUGACUUGGGAGCGCUACCGACCUCCAGACUAUCGCGACCUUAUAAGCUUUAUCUUGUACUACAAGGAAGCUCCUUUUCAGAACAUCACAGAGUUUGACGGACAGGAUGGCUGCGGGUCCAACAGCUGGAACAUGGUUGAUGUCGAGCUGCCAGCUAACAAGGACUCUAAUCCGGGUGCCAUGCUUUCAUCGCUAAAACCAUGGACUCAGUAUGCCAUCUUUGUGAAGGCUGUCACAUUGGUUGUUGAUGACAGGCACAUCUUGGGAGCCAAGAGCAAAGUGGUCUAUAUUCGUACCAGCCCCUCAGAGCCAUCAAUGCCCCUGGACAUGCGUUCCUACUCCAACUCUUCUUCAAAGCUGCUGGUGAAGUGGUCACCUCCCAACUCUCCUAACGGGAACAUGACGUACUACUUGCUUCGAUGGCAGCGACAGCCAGAGGACAAGGAGCUCUACAUGCACAACUACUGCUCCAAUGAGCUGAAGAUGCCCAUCAGGAUAUCGGCUACAGGCGUGGUUGAUAUGGAGAACGACACGAAGGCCACCAAAUCUGAUGCAAGGGGUGGGGACAAGGGCCCCUGCUGCUCGUGCCCCAAGACAGUGGAUGAUCUGAAGGCUGAGGCAGAGGAUGCCUCGUACCGCAAGGUCUUUGAGAACUUCCUGCACAACUCCAUCUUCACCCCCAGGCCACCGGACCGACGACGCAGGGACGUUUUCGGCAUAGCAAACUCUACGACACCACGGAGUCUGGGUGGCAAUGGUACCAUACCCAUGGGGAAUGGCACAGACACAGAGCCAGUGGAGCACGAGUAUCCAUUCCAUGAAGCCAUUGUGAGUGGCAAGGAGUGGGCUGAGAUAUCCGGCCUGCGGUCCUUCACCGUCUACCGCAUUGAUGUUCAUGCCUGUAACCACGAGGUCAAGCAUUGUAGCGCUGCUGCUUUUGUCUUUUCAAGAACCAAGCCAGCAGACAAAGCGGAUGACAUCUCUGGCCCCGUAACAUGGGAAGUUGGUGAUAGCAGGGGGGACAGCGUCUUCCUGAAGUGGCCAGAGCCAGCUACCCCCAAUGGCCUAAUCCUAGUGUAUGAGAUUAAGUUCCGCAUGGGGGUGGAGUUGGAGAAGCACGAGUGCGUCUCGCGCCAACACUAUAGGGACCACCGGGGGGCGUGGCUCAACAACCUAGGGCCAGGAAACUACUCCGCCCGGGUGCGCGCAACAUCACUGGCCGGGAACGGCUCCUGGACAGAACCAGUCUUCUUUUACGUGUCACAGCCAAAACAGUAUGAGAACAUCUUGUAUCUAAUGAUAGUCAUUCCCAUCAUCGUGCUGCUUAUCAUCGCCAGUUUGGUGACUGCACUUGUAGUCGUGAACAAGAAGAGAAACAGUGACCGUCUUGGGAACGGUGUUCUGUAUGCUUCUGUCAACCCAGAAUAUUUCAGCGCCGCUGAGAUGUAUGUGCCGGACGAGUGGGAGGUACCUCGGGAGAAGAUCUCCAUGUGUCGGGAGCUGGGCCAGGGCUCCUUCGGCAUGGUGUAUGAGGGUAUCGCUAAGGGCGUGAUCAAGGAUGAACCUGAAACCCGCGUGGCCAUCAAGACUGUCAAUGAGUCAGCCAGCAUGCGUGAACGCAUAGAGUUCCUCAAUGAGGCUUCGGUCAUGAAGGAGUUCAACUGCCAUCAUGUGGUGCGUCUACUGGGCGUGGUUUCACAGGGACAACCUACUUUGGUGAUAAUGGAGUUGAUGACCCGUGGGGACCUGAAGAGUUAUCUGCGGUCUCUCCGGUCCAAAGAGAACUCUUCUGGCCACUCGCUGCCUCCACUGAAGAAAAUGAUCCAGAUGGCAGGAGAGAUUGCUGAUGGCAUGGCCUACCUCAAUGCCAACAAGUUUGUCCACAGAGAUCUGGCAGCUCGCAACUGCAUGGUUGCAGAAGACUUCACUGUUAAGAUUGGAGACUUCGGCAUGACCCGAGACAUCUAUGAGACAGACUACUACCGAAAGGGGGGUAAAGGCCUGCUUCCUGUGCGCUGGAUGUCCCCUGAGUCACUCAAGGAUGGCGUUUUCACCACCAAUUCAGAUGUCUGGUCGUUUGGGGUUGUGCUGUGGGAGAUCGCAACCUUGGCAGAGCAGCCGUACCAGGGCAUGUCCAAUGAGCAGGUGCUGCGCUUUGUCAUGGAUGGGGGGCUGCUGGAGAAGCCGGACAACUGCCCUGAUAUGCUGUUUGAGCUGAUGCGCAUGUGCUGGCAGUACAACCCCAAGAUGAGGCCCUCCUUCCUGGAGAUCAUUAACAGCAUCAAGGAUGAGCUGGAGCCCUCUUUCUGCGAGACAAGCUUUUUCUACAGUGAGGAGAACAAACCCCCUGACAUAGAGGGCCUGGACUUGGAAGUGGAGAACAUGGAAAGUGUACCAUUGGACCCUUCCUCCAGCCGCCCCACUGCAGCAGUCCAGACCCCACCAUCUCAACCAGUGCAAUCAAGCCCUGCACCCACCUCUGCUUCUCCCCCAGGCCCAUCCCCUGUGCCCUCUCCUGGCUUGGGCCCAGACAAGCCUUCAGGACACAUGGCUGCCAAUGGGCCAGCAGUGGUGUUGCGACCGGCGUUUGAAGAGACGCAGCCGUAUGCUCACAUGAACGGGGGCCGCAAGAACGAGCGGACACUGCCGCUGCCUCAGUCCUCGGCCUGCUGAUUCACUUGCCUCCUCUGAAAGGACAGGAGACCUCCCCGCCACUCCUCACACUUGGCAUGACAGAAAAAGAUGAUAAAGUCAAUGCUGUACUUGUACCUCAGAGGAUUGUUUUUCACCUUUUUUACUCUUACGACCGAUGACAUUUCAUGAGAAAACUUGGGAAAGCCUGCCUGCUGUUGCUUGACAGGCACAGAAUCAAGUCUACCAGUUUAAACUGCAGGGAGGACUCCAUCAUCCUCCUUUUUGCUAUAUCAGUUUUCUUCAGUUUUUUCACCUGGGGGAACAUCAGUCUGAAAGGAAGUGCUGCUUAUCAGAACUAUUACAGAGAUGAGGUAAAUUAAAAAGAAACUUAGCAUAAGCAUUUUUUUGGAGGGUUUUCAAGUGAAGGUGUGCUUAUCUUUGUUUUUCUGAUGGCACGGAGAACACUUCUCUGCAGAAUAAAUCUGUGCUUCUGCCUAUGGGGAUUGAAAGAUGUGUGGAGGCAGAGGGGCAUCGUAAUUUCAGAGUCUCCAACUUCUUACUGUGACUUUGAGUCUCUUCAGAGCAGGUCGCCUGGCCCAGGGCGUGUACAACAGCAGAGGCCAGCGUCUUUCAUAUCUGCCAAAUUUUUGCCAAAAUUGAACUUUAUUUCUUAAGCAUUUAUUAUUUGUUACUCCCUUUUUUGUCACCUUGUUUGAGCGAGGAAACGGCGGAGUUCAACGUUUCAGCACUCUACAGAAAUACACUGGUGUAUAUUUUUAUAUCACAAUGACAAUCAGCACACUGAAGAAUUGGCCUUUUUCCCAGCAAACCAUUUUGGUGCGAACAAGAGGGCAGCCCGGGGCUUUGGCUGUCAUUCUUUUGGGCCUUCUGUCUGUUGGGCUAAGCAGAGGAAAGAAGGUAAAGAUGGGCUGUCUGAAGAAGCAAAAAGAACUUGGCACCAAAAAGCAAAUAAUGGAUUGCAAAGUCGAAACGGACAAAUAAAUGACAAGGGAUUGGCGUAGACUAGCAAACUGACUUUAUUUCAACUGAUCGAACCUCCUAAGCAAAGUUUGCAACUAGCAACUGAGGCAUUGUAUCCAGCAGGUAUUUUUUUAGUCUUUAGUCUCUACAAUUGAAACAUUUCUAUAAGGGUCUUACAGUUGUAUGUUAGACCAUGGAUCAUUUACAUACAUCAUUUAUUUGUGUCACUUUUAUAACUUUUUUAUGAUUCAGAUGUUCAUCUAUAUGUCUGUACAGAAAGAAGCUGCUAUUUUCCUUUUCUUUUGUGGAUGUAAACACACACAUAUGUAUAUGGAGUCCUUCAGGUUUAAUCUUUUAUAAUUUUCAGUACAGUCAGUUUCCUUAUGCUUUAUAUUCUAGCAAGAAAGCAUAGUUUUCAUUGAAUUUGCAUUUUUUUCUUUUAUGUUAUUCUGUUUUGCCACAUAUUGUCAAUGCCUUCUAUUUUUUUAAAAGAAUACAUUUUCUUUUGUUUUAGAUACUAUUAUUAUUAUAAUAAUUAUUAUUAUUGUUAUUGCUGUUGUUUCUAGCUCCAUGUGUGAGCGUGUACUCUGGCAUCCUUAUACUAGUAGUUUAGCACUGCGCCUGGGCCCAGCCACCUUGGCGUGACUCAAUCUCAGGUCACAGUAAACUCUUGACUUUUCCUAUACAUUCUCGCUAGCUCAACUUUUAUUUCUCUGUUUUUAAAGAUGAAAUGUGCUGCCGGACUUGCUGUGGCACAGUAAGGUCUACAAAAUACCCACUUCCCCUACUACUAUCUAUUUUCACUGGUUCAAUCUCUCCCUGCGCUGGUGUUUUAACCCCUUCUUCAUGUUCAUUAGGGCUACUGUGAACAUUAGUAAAUGUGGCGUUUUACCAACUGUCUGUAAAAUUCACUUGCAGCACGUACUGCCGCAGAAGGAAACAUUGAUGAUGGGGCUUUGGAGCUCUUGGACUCCAAACACAUUAGCUUGCUACUUAUUGUCAAAACAAGUUUCCACAGCAUCUCAUUCAGUAGUAACGGUGAUGAUAUUUAGCAUGUCACACCUCUUGAAGAUCUUUGAAUGGACUGAAUAAGAGGGUUAAAUUCCAGGAAAACAAUUCCAUUUCAGUGGAAUAUUUAAAAGUGUGUGAUACAUUUCUGAAGGAUUUUUUCUUCAUUGUUCAAAAAUGUAUAUUAUCCCUGCUCAGAUGGAUGUUGCAGGAUUAUUUAUUUUGUGUUUUCUUUUUUGUGAUAUCAGUUUAAAUCACUGUAUAGAUGCCCUAUGAUUAAGUAAAGUUGAAAUAUUUUUUAUAUAUUUUUUCUUUUGUUUAUUGACUUGGGGGACUUCUUCUUUUUUUUCCUUUUAACAUUUAUCUACCUCACUUUUUAAAUACGUGUAUCAACAGAAAUGACAUCUCAAUUUCUAAGUCUUUAAAGAUGGUGUUACCGUUCUCUGCAUCAGGUAAAUUUCACGAACACUACAAACCACAAACUCAGUAGACUGAUCACGCAAAGAGGGGGUAUCGCUGAGGCUUCAAGGAUUCAGUUUGUGAACAUAUUCAUGAUCAUUUAGUUGCAGUCUGAAAUAAAGACAGGUUGAUACUAAGACUGAGUUGGAUCUUCGUUCUGAAUACAUAUAGGACUCUCCUUAACGUGCCGCUGUCCUGUUUGCCCAGAGGCAAGAUACAAAUUACAUCCGAGGUGAUACGAGUGCACACCGGACACACCGUAGCAUGUCCAUCUAAGACCUCGCUGCACUGCACUGCACUGCACAGCCAAGAAUUCUCACAUCACCCAGCCAGCAGUGAGGUCUUUGCUAAAAUUACCUUUUUUCCUACUUUGCUAUUUUACUGGUUUUAGGACAAAAAAAUCAACAGAAAAGUGAGAGGCUGGGGAUGCCAUACAGAAGUAUGAGUUAUAAAGCUGCACUGUUGUGACGUUCACUAGAUUAGAAAGUAGGUACACUUUUUGUGUAACUAGCUUUGGUAAUGCUAAAGAACAGCUAGCCUCAACUAUUUACAGUUCAAAUGAUUCCUACUUUAUAGAGUGAGAAUGCUGGAACCAUAAAAAUGAUGUUUGAAGUAUGACAGAAUGGAAAGAUUUGGUUGGAAACUGUUUUCUCCAAAGUGGUUCUCAUGUGCCUGCCUGUAAUGCUGUUUGUGGAACUAAUAAUUCAAACUUUAUGAACAUGGCAGUCGACUAGACUGGUAGCGGAGCAGAUUCUCGUGGAUGCUGGGUGGAAAAGUGGAAAAGGAGUUUCGUUAAGCCUUGGUAUAAACGGAGCAAGCUGAGCUGCAGCGAGGUGUAAGGUGUGAGCCCACUGGAGAUGAGAUUCCAUGGAUCCUACUACUAACAGCAGCAUCUUCCCACAGGUGGACUGGAGAAGCUGUCAUGCUUCAUUUCCCACCAGAAAAACUAACAUCUAGCCACAACCACUGGACCCCUAUGGUAUAAAAUCUUGUAUUUAUCAGAAUCGGAAUGAGUUUUAUUGGCCAAGUG